This is a messenger RNA of Hypomesus transpacificus, 2013 nucleotides long. RefSeq names its product ADP-ribosylation factor 4. The record is from RefSeq and is a predicted model, not a curated record. The coding region runs from base 141 to 683 and encodes 180 amino acids. The transcript is spliced from 6 exons. Gene Ontology annotation, molecular function: GTP binding; GTPase activity. NCBI's taxonomy places the organism in Eukaryota, Metazoa, Chordata, Actinopteri, Osmeriformes, Osmeridae. Gene Ontology annotation, cellular component: cytoplasm; plasma membrane. Gene Ontology annotation, biological process: vesicle-mediated transport; intracellular protein transport.
GCGUUGGCCUGGACGUGGCAUCUUUAGAAGACAGAAGAGCUGCGCCCAUUCCCUGUCCGGUUACAUUAAAAUACGUUUACAUUUAUCUUUUAGGAGAUCAAUUUCUAUAAUUCAGCGGUAAAGCGGGGCUCUUUCGCAAAAUGGGGCUGACAAUUUCGUCGCUAUUUUCCAGACUUUUCGGCAAGAAACAGAUGAGAAUACUUAUGGUUGGUUUGGACGCUGCUGGAAAGACCACUAUCCUCUACAAACUGAAGCUAGGCGAAAUUGUAACCACUAUUCCAACCAUCGGCUUUAAUGUGGAGACAGUUGAGUACAAGAACAUCUGCUUUACCGUGUGGGAUGUGGGCGGUCAGGAUAAGAUCCGGCCCCUGUGGAGGCACUACUUUCAGAACACACAGGGCCUUAUCUUCGUAGUCGAUAGCAACGACAGAGAGAGAGUAGCAGAGUCGGCAGAAGAGUUGUCGAAAAUGCUGCAAGAAGAUGAGCUGAGAGAGGCAGUGUUGCUGGUAUUUGCCAACAAACAGGAUCUACCCAACGCCAUGGCAGUGAGCGACCUCACAGACAAACUGGGCCUGCAGAGCUUGCGCAGCAGAACUUGGCAUGUGCAGGCUACCUGUGCUACCCAAGGCACAGGACUUUACGAGGGACUGGACUGGCUAUCCAACGAGCUGUCAAAACGCUAGAGGAGAGAGCAAAAAACAGGAGCGGGGUCGGAGUAAACAAGAGAUGUGAACACGCCCAGAGAGAGGGGGUGUGGCAUGUGCUGAGAAUUCCAUCAGAAGAAAAUGACAACUUUUUAAAUUAUCGGUGUGUCUGUCUGGUAGAACUUGGAGUUAUGGACUUUGCGAUCAGUUCCUGUUCUGAAACACUUUUCUUACUUCAUUCUUCUGUUUUAUUCUGUGUUGUACUUGCAGAUGUUUCUUAGACUGUUUAUAUCUUUAUUUUUACCUCCCAACUCCCCUCCUAAAAUUUGUUUUUUUGAGUUGCAUGUUUUCAGAAGGGGGGAAAACACCCAAACAAAAAUAGAAUCAUAUGAUGGUUGUGCUGAUUUUGAUUGUUGUGAAAUGAACAGGAGGUUUGCGAGGUGGGUCAAAGUGAACAGGAAUUUGUUAGACCAUCAGUGCAUAUUGGAGGGCAGAGGCCUGUCUUGGGGUACAAGCCUAAUCUGCCUCCCUGGGAUUGGUUGACUCAUUCCAGGGGGUUGGACCUGAAUGCCAUUUCCAUUUCUAAACAAUGUGAAGGUAGCUGCAAGGUAUUCAGUCAUUUUAAGGGCCAUUUUGAUGCAAUAAAAUAUUUUCUUUCCUUUUUCCCUCAACUAUUGAAAUGCUAUUGCUUGUAUCUAGUGGGUAUAUACAGGGAUCCCGCAAUCUCUUAAAAAGUCUAACAUUCAGAACUUUAAAUUUAAGGCCUUAAAAACUGAUUUUUAUCCGAGGUCUUUAAUUUGAUUUAGUCUAAAAAAAGGUUUUACCCUCGCUCAUUUCCAGAAACGCUGGCCGCAGAAAGUUAUUACAAAGUAGUAAAAAAGUAUGGAGUCGUAGCCUACAAAGCGGAGCUCUAGUGUCCAGGGUUUCAAUUUAGGGGACUUGCCCCCCUCUAAUUAAGACUUGGACCCCCCCCCCCCCCCCCCCUCAAAGAGGUAAAAACAACAGGUUGGGGGGGUCGAUACAUUUAUAUAUCGUUCUUACCUGUAAUCGUAAAAAUCAUAAACAUUUGGACCCAGGCAGUUGCGGUACUGCACCAGCAUGCCUGAAAGAGCAUGCAUACUUACCCAGUGAGCUAACAGGGGAGCACUGCUUUCUUCUGGUUUUAUGACACCUCAACACUGCAGGUUAUUACAACUAGAUAGUUCAACACAUUUAAAUGUUGAGUGGAGAUUGUUAUGAUCCCUGGUAGCUCAGUGGUUAUAGAUGUGGGCUACUGUGAGAGGGGUCUUGUGUACAAAUCUGGCUGAAGGAUCUUACAGCUCAAUUUUUGCUCUUCGACUUUUAAAUAAAACUCGAAUUAUAAAACUGA